AUGUUGUUCCUUGGCUCAGAGCGGGGGCAGUUCGAAGCCGGUGCGCGGCCGUCUGCCCAGAUGAGGCUGCUGACGCACAACCUGCUGCAAUGCAAUAAGAAAGGCGUCCAAAAGGGCUACCCGCUGAUCAUCCAAGCGACAGCCAUGAAAUACGAGGAGAGCCCCUUUGACAAAGACUUCGUCAGCGCCAUGAUUCCAAAGCUCGAAUAUGACGCUUUGCUGAAGGCCUUGUCUGAAGUCCGAGCAUGUCCGAAUAUCGCAGGAAGAGAAGCGCUGGCAGCCAUCCCGGAGCUGCCGGCUUCGCUGCCAUCGGAUCACGAGAACAACGAAGAGUUCUUGAAGACGUUGCAUGUGGUUCUUUUCGAUCUGCAUUUGAUAGAAGGCAAGCUGGUUUGCCCUGAGUCUGGCAGGGAGUUCCCAGUCAAUGACAGCAUUCCAAACAUGCUGCUCAACGAUGACGAGGUAUAG
Messenger RNA from Symbiodinium sp. CCMP2592, 468 nucleotides. NCBI's taxonomy places the organism in Eukaryota, Dinophyceae, Suessiales, Symbiodiniaceae. The record is from the annotation of a GenBank genome assembly.